Malania oleifera is the source of this 1094-nucleotide messenger RNA. Its product is annotated as bZIP transcription factor 11-like. The record is from RefSeq and is a predicted model, not a curated record. Gene Ontology annotation, biological process: positive regulation of DNA-templated transcription. The coding region runs from base 46 to 678 and encodes 210 amino acids. Gene Ontology annotation, cellular component: nucleus. Gene Ontology annotation, molecular function: DNA-binding transcription factor activity; transcription cis-regulatory region binding. NCBI's taxonomy places the organism in Eukaryota, Viridiplantae, Streptophyta, Magnoliopsida, Santalales, Ximeniaceae. The transcript has a single exon.
CCCCCUCCUACCUCCCUCCCACACUCUUUAAGAAGUUCUCCGGCCAUGUUGUCCACUUUCCCGGCCAUCUCGCCGGCCAAUGCCAUGCUCGGAAACCCUUUUCCGGCUCUCGACGGCUGUUUCACUCUGCGGGACGACCAGGGAAUUUCCCCGGUCGUUCAGUCCCAGAAACCCGUUCUUUUGAGUUCCGGUUCGGAUGAACCGAACCGGAACGAGAACCCGAACCCAAACGCUGUCCGUUCGAAUUCCUGUUCGGGAUUGUCGAGCCGGACGAACCAGGAUGAUUCGACGAUUGACGAACGUAAGAGGCGGCGGAUGAUAUCGAACCGGGAAUCGGCGAGGCGGUCCCGGAUGCGGAAACAGAAGCAUCUAGAAAACCUGAGGAGCCAGGUGAACCGGCUGAGACUGGAGAACCGGGAUUUCAUGAACCGGUUGAGAUUCGUGAGUCAUCACUGCGAAGCGGCGGAGAGAGACAACGACCGGCUCCGGUCGGAGUACAUAAUUCUGCAGCAGAGGCUGUCGGAAAUACGGCACCGUUGGGUAUUGAUCAGGCGGCUUCAACAAUUGUCGUCUGCAUGGCCAUGCAAUAACCCAACGAUGCCGUCGAGCUUCAAUGAACAAAUCUUGUCAUUAACGUGUUUCAACGCACAAGACCCAUCAUUAAUUAUUACUCAAUAAAAAUAAUUAAGACCUCGAUCAUCAUUAUUAAUCUCAUAAAAAAAAAUACUCAAAGGCACGAGCAUGCACGCUACCUACCUAGGAUUAACCCCUCAGAUAUAAUCCAUUCUGUGUACGUGGGCGUCUGCAAAUUAGAAACGAAGGGGGCGCUGGGGGAGGAAGAGCUGCGAAAAGGAAGAACAAGUGGGGAUGGGGUUUCGGUGGCUUUUGCAAAAGAGAGAGAGAGAGAGAGAGAGAGAGGUUAAUUUGAUUAGCGAAGUUGAACCAGAUAGAUUUUUAUAUUGUUCUGUAAAGAUAAGGGUAGCUAAGCUAAUUAAGCUAUAUAGUUAAUUAGUGGUUGGCUCUUGAUUAUUGUUACGUAAAUCCCAAGUAAUUAAUUAAAGUGUUUUCAUGUAUAGAAUUAACGUUUUACUCAA